Ambispora leptoticha is the source of this 187-nucleotide messenger RNA. Lineage: Eukaryota; Fungi; Glomeromycota; Glomeromycetes; Archaeosporales; Ambisporaceae. The record is from the annotation of a GenBank genome assembly.
GUAUAUAAAAAUCAUGGUAAAAAAAACACUGAGUGAAUGGCUUGAAGAAGCUAUUUCUAAGGGGCAUAUUAAUUAUCUAGAAUAUAAUAAUUUUACAAAGCCCACAAAGAUUGUUGCUCUUAAAUGCCUUAAGCUUGAAGCCAAUAUAGAGUUAGACGAAAAAAUUGUUAAAGAUUUUGUCAAUGAG